CUUACGUAUCGACGUAAACACGUGCCGGUCCCCCAGUUACGGGUUUCUUUUGGCAUUUUCCCCCACAAUCAUCCAUCCAUCCUUCCUUUUCUCUUUCUCUCUCCCCCCUCUUUAUUCUUGGUCAGAAGCAGCAGCACAGGCCGUGAUGGCGGACCCCGUGGCGGCAGAAGCAGCAUCAUCUCCGUGCCCGACUCCGGGCCUUUCUCCAGCGGCGAGUCCAGGUUCAGAGCCUCCCUCCGUGGCUCUGUCUCCAUCGGCGGGCGGCGCGCAGCGGCUCCUUUUCUCGCAUGACUUGGUGUCCGGUCGGCACCGCGGUUCGCUGCGCUUCGGCCUCGUGCGAAUGAUCCACGGUGAGGAGGAUUGGACCGAGGACGAGGAUGAGGACCUUGAUGGCGGCGGAGGCAGAGACGGUGGUGGUGGUGGUGGUGGCGGCGGCGGUGGAGGAGGAGGCGGCGGCGGCGGUAGUGGUGGUGGCGGUGGAGGGGGAGUCGCGGGAGGCGGCGGCCGUGUCCCCGGGAGCUCGGAUACUGAGAACGGGGCACCAGAGUCACGGACAUGGCCUCUCGGUAGGGGCUUCGUGCGCGUGCAGUGGUAUCCCGAGGGCACGAAGCAGGAUGUUCGGGAAACGAAGCUGAAACUUGAAGAUCGAUCCAUUGUGCCUCGAGACUUUGUGCGCCGAAUGAAUUCAAAUGAUAAGCAGUGUGGUAUAGUGACCAACAUUAACACAGAGUGCGCUGUGAAGCUGGUGGGGACCAACUGCUGUUUAUAUCCCGUAAAUAGUCGGGACCUGCAACACAUCUGGUCUUUUAUGUAUGGCGACUACAUUGUGUAUGACUUCUGGCUGGGGAAAGUGUAUGACCUCAGCAAUCGUAUCAUCCUGAAGCUGUCUAACGGCGCACGAUGUUCAAUGAGUGAAGAAGAUGGUGCCAAACUCUAUGAUGUUUACCCCCAUGUCAGCGAUUCGGGGCUGUUUUUUGACGAGGCAUACGGCUUUUACCCGGGUCAGGUCCUCAUUGGGCCGGCUAAGGUCUUCUCCAACGUGCAGUGGCUGUAUGGCGUGAAGCCCGUCCUCAGCAAGAAGAGUAAAUUCAGAGUGGUGGUAGAAGAGGUGCAGGUUGUGGAGCUUAAAGUCACAUGGAUCACUAAGAGCUACUCUCCACAAGGCUCGGACAGUGUCUUCCCACCUCCAUCCACCAUCACACAGGAGAACCUCUGCAGAGUGAAGCGUCUGGGAUACUUUGAUCACACGCAGAGGCAGCUGGGCGAGAGAGCUCUGUACGUCUUUCCUGCUAAAGGAGACGCAACACGAAUCACCUGUGAGGGGCCAGAGGGGGCGCCGGUCUUACCCGAAGACCCAGUCAUCCGGAAGGUCAAACGAAUGUUUAAAAAACACCCAGGAAAGAAAGCGACGGAGAGCGCAGAAUCGCAGUCCAACAGUGUGCAGACGGCUGGGAAAACAGAUGAAGCUGAAGAGCAACAAUCAGAGGCACCUCAUAGCCAUACAGAGGAGAACUCUGCCCCACAAAGCUCCAAUAAUGGCCCUGUCCCAAACAAGGCAGAAGAGGAAAGAAGGGAACAAGAGCCUACAUUGCCCCAGGCACAGUGGCCUAUUCUCGGAGAGCUGGAGUCAGACGAGGACGCUGCGGAAGACACGGACGACACGAGCUCAAUCACGUCCUCGGCCAGCUCCACAGCCUCACUGCACAGCGGCCCGAGCAGAAAGAAGAGCAUCCCUCUGUCUAUCCGCAACCUGAAGAGGAAACACAAGAAGAAGAAGACCAAGUUCUCCCGUGAGUUUAAACCAGGAGACAGAGUGGCUGUGGAGGUCGUUUCCACGGUUACCUCAGCUGAUGUCAUGUGGAAGGACGGUCGACUAGAGACAGGAAUUCGUUCCAACGACCUCAUCCCAAUCCAACACCUGGACAACCACGAGUUCUGCCCUGGAGACUACGUAGUGGACAAACGCAGCCAAGCGCUGCAGGACCCGAGUGUGUAUGGUGUGAUUCAGAGAGGAGACCACAAGGCCAGGACAUGUGUGGUGAAGUGGAUCAAACUGAACUCUAUAGGAGAUGAUGUGGAGGUGAACGGUGAGGAAGAAGACGUCAGUGUUUACGACAUAUCGGAUCACCCAGACUUCCACUUUCACACCACGGACAUCGUCAUACGGAUAGGCAAUUCCGGCUCAGAGGAGUUCAAUGAUGAAAGGACUGUAGGACAAGUGUGCAGAGUUGAUGUCAGCAGUAAAGUGGAGGUGGUCUGGGCUGAUAACUCUAAAUCUGUCGUCUUGCCCCAGCACCUAUACAAUGUCGAGUCAGAGAUAGAGGAGACGUAUUACGACUCGGGUGAGGGCAGCACCAGCGGCGCCUCUUCGGAGGAAUGGGAGGAUGAGAGCGACAGCUGGGAGACCGAUAAUGGCCAGGUGGAGGAGGAGGCGGUGACAGGUGUAGAAGACUCCACCCCCAAAACAGAAGCGCCGCCUGAGGUCAAAGCCUCGACUCCCAGUGCCACGGCUAGCACAGAGUCACAGGGGACACCUGCUACACCCGAAAUGCCAUCAGGUGGAGCACCGACGAGUGACGAGAAGCCCAGUAAGGAGACGCCGCGGCUGGCCUUCCGCGAGCUCAAAGAGGCCCUGAAGAUCCUAGAAAGCCUGAAGAACAUGACUGUGGAGCAACUGUGGACCGGCUCACCCACCUCACCCACUGCAGAGCCAACAGGCGCCACCGGCACCGCCACCCCAGCCGAUGUCAAGCCCACGAAGGAAAAACGCUUCCUGGAUGACAUUAAGAAGCUGCAGGAAAACCUGAAGAAAACGCUGGACAAUGUGGCCAUCGCAGAAGAGGAGAAGAUGGAAGAGGAGCGGGUGUCGGCCCCCGCCGAACCUCAGACACCGGUGCGCUCAGAGUGGCCCAGUGAUACACCUGUCCUGUGCCAGCAAAGCGGCGGUAAACCUGGUGUCACAUUCACCAGUGCCAAGGGCGAGGUAUUCUCUGUGCUCGAGUGGGCACCAGAUACCCACACAUUUAAGAAGAUGGAGUUCCAGCCCGCUGAAGCUAAGAAGUUCUUCAGUACAGUCAGAAAGGAGAUGGCUUUGCUGGCCACGUCAUUGCCUGAUGGCAUUAUGGUCAAGACAUUUGAGGACCGCAUGGACCUGUUCUCCGCUCUGAUCAAGGGUCCUACACGUACACCAUAUGAGGAUGGCCUGUUCUUGUUCGACAUCCAGUUGCCCAAUAUCUACCCCGCUGUGCCACCGCUAUUCCGCUACCUGUCACAGUGCAGCGGGCGCCUCAAUCCGAAUCUCUACGACAAUGGCAAAGUGUGUGUCAGUCUGCUAGGCACAUGGAUUGGCAAGGGCACAGAGAGGUGGACGAGCAAGUCGAGUCUCUUGCAGGUGCUCAUCUCUAUUCAAGGCCUAAUUUUGGUCAAUGAGCCGUACUACAAUGAGGCGGGCUUUGACAGUGACCGCGGCCUGCAGGAGGGCUAUGAAAACAGUCGUUGCUACAAUGAGAUGGCCCUCAUCAAGAUGGUGCAGUCUAUGACUCAGCUGUUGGCACAGCCGGUGGAGGUCUUCCAGCAGGAGAUCCGUGAGCACUUCUGUACCAGCGGCUGGAGACUUGUGCAGCGACUCGAGUCCUGGCUGGAGCUGGAUGCGGCCGUGUCUGAUCGUGUUGCUCGAAACACCGGCACCAUGCGGGCUGAGCCACUAGACGAGGAGGUUCCUGAGGCACUGGCGCACAGCAGUCCUACAGGCAAAUCUGAGGCCAGAGGUGAGGAAGACCUUGAAGACUCUGGUCUCGGUGCCUCCAAAGACCUCAGCGUGAGCUCAGAUUUGGAUGGCUCCAGAGGGGCAGAGCCUGCACAACAGGGUGGCAAAGCAACACAGGAGUCUCAGCCGUCCGUCAGGCCGAAGAAGCGGAGGCGGAGCUACCGCAGCUUCCUUCCUGAGCGUAGCGGCUACCCGGACAUCGGCUUUCCGCUGUUUCCCCUCUCAAAAGGCUUUGUUAAGAGCAUGCGCGGCGUCCUGUUACAGUAUCGUGCAGCACUGAAUGCCACCGGCAUCCCCGAAGAGAAAUAAUCACUCAUCCGCUCAUCAUGUUUCCUAUUUUUCUCUUUCCUUCUAAAAGCUGCAUUCAAUCCCUUUAACCCGCCGACCUCCUGCAAGGCUAUGCUUCUUUAGCUAGCCAAGCACCUUUUUUUUUUCUUUUUCUUUAGUUUUUUUUUUUUUUUUUUAACUUCCAGGCGUUAAGUUAUCCCGAACCCCUCUGUUGCUGUGAAAAACGCCUCUUUCAUAUCGAUUCUGGUCUCUCAGGGAGAUAUUGAGAUGCCUGAAGCGCGUGGAGGAGGAGGAAGAGGAAGAUAGCAGAAUCUUUUUGAAGCUCGACAAAAACCAAUGUGGAAUUUUAGUGAUAUGUGAGGUAGAGCAUUGGGACAGAUACACCAUUCAACACUGAAAGGGCGUCGUCUUGAAACCUGAGCCAUGAGACCAAAACUGACGGAGAGAGGACAUGUCAUACUACUGAAACAUGCAAAAGGUUUUGCACAAAGUUUAUUGUUAAUGACCACUGGUCAAAAAGAAAAUCUGUGGCAUGUUCUCGUCCACGUCACGGUGAUGUUUUGUCUCGGCCGAUUGUCAUCCUCUUUCGUCACUGGAGAACUACACUUCCUAGCAUGCUCUUCAUUCUUCAUUCCCUCAUGAAGUGCUGGCCUGUGUUACGUUCAUUUUCACUUUUGAGCCAAUCUCAAGCUCUUUUUAUGUUAGUGUUGCUUGAACGUUUUGUCAUGUUUUGCCCCAACACACUCACAUACACACACACAACUACAUACAUACUGAAUGUCACAAAACUGCCCAAAUGUGGCUGUGAGCCUGAUAAUCAGUUAGUACGCCUGGUUACCAAGUUUACAUGCAAAAACAAACAAGACACAGGUAAACUCUUUCGAUUCUCAGAACUAGAUCACAGGAGUUUGUUUUACAUCUGCCAUGGAGACCUCGCUCUGUGUAGCUCAUUUCUGCCUUCUCUUUAAGCUCACUCCGUUCAUGUACAAUACAUUUUACACUUUUUAUAAGGAAAAGUUACAGUUUUGCUACUGUGUCUUUAUAAUCCACAAACAAGUGUUAAGACUUGUGCUAGAGACGAGCUUUCAAAGAUCUGGGCUUGAACAAAGCGUAUAGACACGAUCCCUACAUCCUUCCUUCUCUCUCUCUCUCUCUCUCUCUCUCUCUCUCGCCUUCUCCAUCCUUUCCCUUAGUUAGCGAACAUCUUCUCAAUUAUCCAGUUUCAUACACUGCCCCACUUUAAGAUGCCAUACGAUACACACUGCACAUUAUUCUUAACAGAAGGAGUUAUUUUUAGAAGCACAAUCCCAACCCUUUUCCCAUGCUGUGAAAUAAUACUUUUAUCCAACUUCAUUCUGACUGUAUUCGUCUUAGGUAUAGUUGCAUUUAGCACUUUCUUUUUAGUCAUUGUGUUUAUGGAUCAACCAGUAUUCUGAUGUAGCACAAAAAGGGAGGUGAAUAUUGUAUACAUAUCCUAUUCUGACCACCAGGGGGCGACAGAGCACUUUUUAAAGCACAGUGUAAGGAGACGCGACAGAUAACAGCAUGGCUUUGGAUCACCCACUUUUGUCUGUUUGGGGGGGGGGGGGGGACUGCAGCAGGCUGGAGGACCGUUCUUCUUCUUUACACCAGAAGAGCUGUAAUUAAAGCUGCUGCUUUGUAAGUGAAAGGUGGCAGGAUUUAAUAGUGUACUCGUUAUAUUCUUCUGGAGACUCGAUGCUAAACUACUGCAGUUUCUGAGUGCUGUAGUCACAUCAUUUCCAAAUUUCUCUACAUAUCAUUUAUACAUAUAUUUAUAUAUAUAUAUCAGGCUGUUUCUUUCUUCAGUGUUCAUCGAUUAAAUGGACUUACGAUUACCGAUUAACGAUUACCUUCUAACCAGAAAAGACCUGGCUAUGCUGCAUUAAAUCUGGGUUUCUCUGCAUCUACUUUACCGCAUUUAAUUUUUUAAAAUGGAAGCUCAAUAGAUCCGCAUGUUAGUAAAUGAAUUCUAGUAUUACUGCAAGGAAGAAAAACUAGUGUUAGUGCGCGCACAUUCAGCACAUUUUCCCUGUUCAUUUCUUCAUUCCUUUUUGUCAUUUUUCUUACUUUAUUUUGAUUUUCUGAUGUUUCAUUCCUCUCUCUCUCUCUCUCUCUCUCUCUCUCUCCUUACCCCUUAUAUUAUUUUUUGAUGCUGAUCAGUAAAUAGAUUGCUGUAUAAAUCUUUGACUGCUGUGAUUCUGCUCUUUGAGCGAACCUGGUUAUUUAUGGUUUCCCACAGCUUUAUGCAUCUUACAGAAAUGUAUUAGAAUUGCAUUCUCUCCACCUUCCUGAGUAUACUUUUGACAUGAUCUACUAGGAUGAAGAUAUCCAGAGAAGCACUCUGUAAAACCAGACGUGGAAACGUCAUGCCAUGCACAUUCAGAUAUAGUCUAGUUUUCAUCUUCCAUCAGCUAAACAUCAUGCCCUUUGCUGACAGUGUGGAUGUAUUCGAGCAUAGAGAAAUGGAUCUUUAGCACUCUGAUCCAGGUGGAUCUAAAUGGCACUGUUAUGACCUACAGACGUUUGCACCGCAUUUCUGAAUCGGAGCAGCAAAACCGCAUGCUCCCCACGUCCUCCAAAGUCGAUUCUUCCUAUUAUAAAGAUCUUUAUCCUCUUACUGAACUUUCCAGCAGUACAGUCCAUCUCCAUUCUGGUUGCCUGUGCAGCGUUUUUACAAUCUUAAACAAAAGAACAGACGGAUCUUUUUAGUUUGAGUUUGUUUAUUUUUUCCAUCAUAUUUGGGAUUCGGUUGAAAUGCUGCUUCUUUCCAGCCCUGUGGAUCUACAUUUAAUUAGGACUUGGUUCAGGACAUGGCCCAUGUUUAACCCCUCUCUUAUUGUGACUGUGUCCUGCUGUUAGCCUACCGCUCAACUUUGGCCUCCAACCCUCCCCAGUUCUGCUACAACAAAAACAAAUGUGAAAGUCUUGAAACAAAUCAGACAUCGAGCGCUGACCCGUUUUUCUCACCUCCGUGUAGAAAAUCCACCUUCAGUCCUGUUGACGAGAGACAACAGCCAAAGCAUGUAACAUGUCGCUUUAAGCCUUACGGCUGCUCACAAGACUUGACUGUAUGAUAUAGAACAUUUCCACAGUGGCCUGUAUUGGUAAACUAAUGAGAAGAGAAAAACAAAAAACAAAAACAAGAUUUGUAGCCUGAUUUCCUCUGUACAGAAGUCAUGACUAUAUAUAAAUACAUAGAUUAUAUAUAUAUAUUUAACAAACAUGAGUUCAAGUGAUUAAUGUGAAUGCUUGGGGCAUAUUAAUUGCGGAGUGUGUGUAUUACUGUAUUUUCUUUUGGUUCCUUUGUAUUUUUUUAACAAUUUAUUUUGGUUGCAUUAAAAAUGUAUAAAGUGAAGCAUUAAACUCUUGGCGAGCAGAA
Molecule: messenger RNA, 7454 nt
Organism: Hemibagrus wyckioides
Lineage: Eukaryota; Metazoa; Chordata; Actinopteri; Siluriformes; Bagridae
Gene: ube2o
Product: ubiquitin-conjugating enzyme E2O
Exons: 20
Coding region: 146-4075 (1309 amino acids)
Source: RefSeq, a predicted model, not a curated record